Camelina sativa (false flax) is the source of this 1688-nucleotide messenger RNA. Its product is annotated as small ribosomal subunit biogenesis GTPase RsgA 2, mitochondrial-like. The record is from RefSeq and is a predicted model, not a curated record. Gene Ontology annotation, molecular function: GTP binding; GTPase activity. NCBI's taxonomy places the organism in Eukaryota, Viridiplantae, Streptophyta, Magnoliopsida, Brassicales, Brassicaceae.
UGUCUUUAACUCAGUAUUCUUUUUCUUCUUCCCCAAGCAAUUCCACCAAAAUCUAACAUUCCCUUAUAAGUUAAAACCAAAGAUUGUAACAAAAAGAAAAAGAAGAUAUUUAUUUUGCCAAAACUACCAAACUCGGAAUGAUAUGUAAAUUCAGUAACUACAAAUUAUAAUGUGAAAAUCUCUCUGUCUCUCUCUAUAAUCAAUGUCAACCGUCCACUAAGCCAUUUCUUUAGAAUCUUCUAGAUUUUGUUUUGUUCUUAUGCAGUCCGCCGCUCUCACAUCCUUCAUCCGUCGCACGGCGACGAAAUAUCACGGCGGAGUUGGAAUUGGAAUCCGCCGCAGCUUUUAUUUUCUCUCAGAGAAACGAGAGAAUCCCCAGCCGAGCAACAAAACUAUUCUCAGAGCCUUCUUAGCUCCGGUUGUCUCGUUAGACGACAAAACUAAGGUCUUUAGUCCUGAUCAUGCCAUCGGUACAGUCGCCACAGCUCAAGCUGACUACAUGCGCGUCGUUGUUCAGGAUGUACAUGAGUCUGUCAAGAGUAAUGAUGGAGAUGAUGAUAAGAUUGGCGUUGAGUUGCUUUGCGUGGUGAGAAACUUGCUAAAGAAGAUAGGGCGGACGGUUCUUGUUGGUGAUAAAGUUUACCUGGAAAAUGUUGAUUGGAUUGAUCGGAGAGCAAAGAUCGAUAAUAUGUUUGAACGAGUCUCCGAGACUUUGGAUCCACCUGUGGCCAACGUGGAUCACUUACUCAUUCUCUUCUCUCUCGAUCAACCUAAGAUUGAUCCAUUCACACUCACCAGGUUCUUGGUGGAAGCUGAAUCAGUUGGCAUUCGAGUCACACUUGCCUUGAACAAAUGUGAACUCGUCACUCAAGAGGAAAUAGAAUCUUGGAAGAUGAGAUUGCGUGGUUGGUACUAUGAACCAUUGGUUUGUAGUGUUGAAACUAAAGUCGGACUUGAUGAGAUUGCGUUUAACCUACGUAAUCAAACUUCUGUGAUUGUUGGACCUAGUGGUGUUGGAAAGUCAAGCUUGAUCAACAUAUUGAGAAGUGGCUUUGGUGGUGCCAUUAAAUACCAAGAAGGGUUUAAGCCUAUAUUAGGAUUAAUGUAUGAUGGCCAAAAAAAGAAGAAGAAAAAAAAGUGGUUUGAAGAGCAGAGCGUAGGGGAAGUUUCAGCUAGAAAUGGAAGAGGUAAACAUACAACUCGAAACGUAACGUUACUUCCGCUUUGUGGAGGUGGAUACCUUGCUGAUACUCCUGGCUUUAACAAGCAUAAGUUACUAAAAGUUAAAAAGCAAAAACUUCCCCUGUGUUUUCCUGAGAUACGGAAAAUGGUUGAGGGAGGACAGUGUGAAUUCCAAAACUGCUCGCAUAUAGGGGUACAAGGCUGUGCCGUGAGGGAUGGUUGGGAAAGGUAUCCUUACUAUUUGCAACUCCUUGAAGAGAUCAGAAUCGAUGAGGAGUCUCAAAUUAAGAAGUAUGGAACCAAAAAGGAAGCUGCUGUUAGGUGCAACAUGGGAGAAGAGGGUGUGAAACAAGGUAGAGCACGGCUAGAUCCUAAGAAAUAUAGGAGAGAGUCGAGGAAGACGAUGAAACAGACAAUGAUGAAUGAGCUCGACUUUUAAGACAGCAUCUUUGACUGAUCUAUAUGUAACUAACGACCAAAUUGUCUAAUCAAAUGAGAUCAUCAUU